UCCAGACGAACGUCUCGCGUCGAUCCUUACCGUAUUAUUACCGCUGCAAAAUCAAACCCAGUUAUGUCAAUAUGAUCAUUAAAACGUUGUUUAGCUAUCAGCCGAUCGAUGUCGGUUUAGUGAACGAGUGAUCCAAUAGUAACAUAUUUAUUAAUACAAUUAAAUAUUGAUAACUUUUAGAAAAUAUGUAUUUUAUUAAACCAUUGAUGAUGAUCCAGUUCUUUAUUGUUACGUUUUUAUUAUACGUUGCUGAUGCAGUGCCCAACGUUAAGGCUACCAACGACCACUGCGCCGGGCGCACCGCGUCGUGCGACGCCAACGCCGGACCGCGACGAGCCGUGUGCGGGACGGACGGUCGGACGUACCAGACACGCUGCCACCUGCUCAAAGCCCAGUGUUCGGGUGAACCCGUGGCACUAGCUAGGAAGGGGCCUUGUGCUGAGGGUCAAUCAUCGUGCCUGAUUGCGUUGCGCUAUGCCCUGAACGGGCAGGGCGGGCGCCGGGCUAACUUCGUGCCGCGAUGUCGCGCGGACGGUACCUACGCCGCCGUGCAGUGCGCAGCCGCGGGCGCUGGCGCCGCGGCGGGCUGCUGGUGCGUCACGCCCGACGGCAAACCGCUCCAGGACACCGCUGUCAGGAAUGGCAGACCUGAUUGUACCAACACCGGUAAAUCGCACACCAGACGUCGGUCAUCGGUCCGAGGUCAACGGAAUAAAAGAAGUUGUUCCCGAUCAGACCGGGUGCUAUUCAACGCGAACCUUAUAAAGAUAUUCAGCGUGGAGUAUGAGCGCGCGCGGUCAAACUCGGGCGCCUUGGAGCCCCGCGCCGUGGCCGACUGGAAGUUCGGCGAGCUCGACCGGGAUAGGAGCGGGGCACUGCAGAAGCCCGAGUACAGGGGGCUGAGGAGGCUCAUCAAAAAGUUGGUGAAGCCGAAGCGAUGCGCGCGCGCCUGGGCCCGCGGCUGCGACGCCGACGGCGACGGGGAAAUCGCGGCCGCCGAGUGGGCCGCCUGCCUGCUCGCGAGCCCCGAGCCCCCCGCACCGGAUUACGAGGACAACGGACCGGAACCGGAACUGGACUAUGGGGAGGAGGAACCGCCGCAGGACCCAAGCGCAGUGUUGCCGGGCAACAUCAGGCACUCGUUCGCGCCCGACGGGUCAGAGUCGGAGGCGCACCGGGAAGACGAAGCCAACGACUGCCUCACGGACCGACAGGCCGUUCUGGACGAACAGAAAGCGGGCGCGGCUGCGCUGUACGUGCCCGAGUGCACGGGAGACGGUCGUUACGCGCGCGCGCAGUGCUAUCGCUCCACCGGGUACUGCUGGUGCGUGCACCAGGACACGGGCAAGCCCAUCCCGGGCUCCUCCGUCAAGGACCUGCGGCCCGACUGCGACGCCGCACCGCACCACGCCAGCCCCAUGAGAGGCUGUCCUGAACCAAUGAAGACGAACUUCUUGAAAGAUUUGAUGAGAUUUUUGAUCACAAAAAUGGCGGCAACUACAAAUGGAACAGGACCCGGUGAAAUUGUAAAAUGGGGAGCAUCAAAAGAAGAACAAGCAGCCACAUGGACAUACGUGAUGCUAGACAAGGACAAAAACAAAGCCUUGGAACGACGGGAGUGGAAGUCGUUCCAUCAGCUGAUCGCGAAUAUGGAGCCUCUGCGGAGGUGUGGGCGCAAGCUGCCCCGCUACUGUGACAUCAAUCAUGACUCCAAGAUAACGAUAACGGAGUGGAUGGCAUGCUUGGAGGUCACGCAACUGCCACUCAGCCAAACGACGGAGCCAGCUAAAGUUUCAAAUCCUAGAAGAAAAGGACCAAACCCACUUGAGUCAAUCCUGAAAGCAGAUGACUAAUAUCUAGAAAACAACUAUGGAUUGUACAACAGAUAUUGCUAGUGGCUUGUUUUUAAAAACAAGCUUUCACUAAAAGUAAUUACAAAAACGUAAAAUCGAUAUUUCACAGCAAAAUAUUUGUCAAUGUGAAAUAUACAACUACGUUAUUUUGUUUUUGGAAAUCGACUUCGUCGUGUCCGGUCAAUUAUCGGUCACAGCACGAGUCCUACAAGCAUUUUAAGCUUAUGCACCGCGAGGAUGGUGGUUUUUAGACCCAGUAGUCCAUCUUCGAACAAUUUAUAAUUCUCGUUAAAAAUGUAAAACACAUUCGCCCCUUAGAAAAAGCCUGCCUUAAUCGCGUGCAUUUCUAUUAUUUUUAACCGAGAUCCGCCCUUUUUUCGUUCGAAGUUGAACUACCUAAACUGUAUAAAUCGUUGUACACUGUUAGUACUAGAUAUUGGGUGCCAGCGAUGAAAUAAGCAACAUUCAGUGUCACCUAUAUUCAGCGAAAGGUGGUGCUAAUUCCAAAACAUACGUAUUUAAUACAAAAUGAAGAAGAAAAAAACCUACAGACUAUUGUGAGCUUAUAAUGUUCUACAUAAAAUAAGAGGUGAUGGCUACUUCACGUUACAGUUAUGUGAUGAUAUAUAGAUAGAUGAAAAUAUGACAUUGUCUAUUCUAAGCAUCUGUGAUUCUAAGGAUGUUAAAUAAGUAAAAGAAUAGAGACAAGAUACAUAUAUAAAACACAGUGACUUAAGUCUGAUAGUGCCAGUAAUAUUGACGGAAGAAACAUUGUAGCUGCAUAGUUUUGUAUUACUUUUUUACUGUUAAACAUAGUUUCAUGGUAUUAUUAAUUAUACCCGAAGUAUUAUUUUAUGGUAAAUAUAAUAUAAUUUGACUUGGAAGAUUUAAACGAAUAUUUAUAACUAAAAUCGCUCUGUAAGUAAAUAGUUAUGUUCCGAAUUCAAGCAAAUCGCUUGGACACCAAAUUGCAUUGACGAAGCUGUCGGUUGUAGCCGUCGUAAGAAUAUGACGACCGCAGCUGCUGGGGCAAUCGAAAGGUUAAACGUCACGCUCGUAGUAGACUAUCAUGCUUUUAUCUAAUGCAGAAUAAUGGUAGAAAGCUAAUCUAGAAUAAACGCUACAGUAACUAAAUAGCUUUUAGAUAACAUGGGCAAAAACAUGUUAAAAAUGGACGGUUAACCUACAUAUAACCGCACGCGUACGCGGAUACGAGCGCUAAGUCUAUCUGGUACGAAUUAUCAUCCAUACUAAUAUUAUAAAUGGGAAAGUGUGUGUGUCUAUUUGUAUGUCCGUCUUUCACGGCAAAACGGAGCGACGAAUUGACGUGAUUUUUUAAGUGGAGAUAGUUGAAGGGAUGGAGAGUGACAAAGGCUCCUUUUUGCCUUUUUCUAACGCGAGCGAAGCCGCGGGCAAAAGCUAGUAUAUUAUACAUUAGAGAUUACUUGUAACCUCAGGGUGAUUUUUGAAUUUCAUUCAAUACUGUCUCCACUAAUAGACUUUUAAAUUAUAGCAAUAAUAGAAUUAAAGAGUGUUUAUUGUUCGAUGCAACUGUAUAGAUUCCCGAUUUCUAUCGCUCAUACCUAUUUUAAUAUGAGACAUUUAUUUGAGUGACGCAAUCGAGCGUCCGACACAUGAAAUCUAAACACUAGUAGAGUCUGUUCGGAAGAGAUAAGUCGUGGAAUGUAUAAGGUCCAAUACAUUCCACGACUCUUCUCUUUCCGAACAGACUACCACUGGUAACUUGUAGCUUUGAAAAAUGGGCCGCAGAUGCAAUAAGUGUAUCAAAUAUCACAUGUAUGUAUUUCUUUUGACAAAACCUACGUUGAAAUCACAUACCUACUAAAUAGUUAUUAUUUUUAUCAGGUAUUUUACUCAUAUCAAUUCUCGUACGCAUAAGUAUUUAUAUUUAUUUCGAUAGUAUCUACGUUGACAUCACAUUACAUACGUAAUUAAGUAUCAGUAAUGUAAAAGGCAUUUUACUAGUUGCAGUUCUCGACUUCUAAAGAACGUUUCUAAUUUCGUAUGUACACUGAUUCUCGAACGUAAUAUACAGUAGCGCAAAAAAUCUAUCAUACUGGUUAUAUAUCAAAAACAAUAAGUCGAAAAUUCUUAAAAUCAGACGUUUAUAUCAAGUAAACAACUAUGGUAUCAUCAUUACAAAUAUGUAUUUGAAAUAUUUGAAUACUUACGAGGACUCACUGCACGUGGCCCGUGGGCAGCCACGCGAGCCUGAUGCGAAUUAGUCUUUACACACACCAAUCGUGUAUGUUACUAAUAUAGAACUUUUUAUUAUAAAAACAUCGAAAAUAUCGAAUCCUACUAACAAUAUAAUAUAGAUGGAUUGAUUUAUCAAUCUCAGAAGUCGUUGGCAUGAAAAUGACACCACAUCAUUAUUUUACUAUUUGAAGCCCAUAAAGCUAGGAACAUACUACGCGGACGCGGAAAUCGACCGCGACCGCGACCGAUCAGUGUGCACGGAACAAAACAUCCAGCGAGCCAGAUUUCGAUCGGACGU
Molecule: messenger RNA, 4371 nt
Organism: Leguminivora glycinivorella
Lineage: Eukaryota; Metazoa; Arthropoda; Insecta; Lepidoptera; Tortricidae
Gene: magu
Product: SPARC-related modular calcium-binding protein 1
Exons: 12
Coding region: 186-1853 (555 amino acids)
Biological process (GO): cell-matrix adhesion
Cellular component (GO): basement membrane
Molecular function (GO): protein binding; calcium ion binding
Source: RefSeq, a predicted model, not a curated record